GUUUUGGGCACUACCCGCGUCCCGUUUAGAAGUCAAACGCUAGAUCGAGCGUCGUGGAACUGAACACGCUUCUUUCAGCUGAUUAAAUUUGAGACUGAAUAGGCUAUAUAAAGAUUUUUGGUGUAAAGCUAGACAAAGCUGACGGUGUUUUUGAGCUGUUUUUUUUCCAUGUCCUGAAACUGUAAGGAACAUACUGUCCCAAUUCUCUUAUCUUUAUUCCUUAGGUUGUUGUAACAAAAUAUUAUUGAUAUCGAUCGGCGUGGAUUUUCGUGUAUUACCUGCGUGAACGAUGUCGCCUAUCUACUGAGUCAUUCGACUGCUAAACGUUGGCCAUGGUCGGAAUGGAGUGAGAACAGUGUCUGUUGGACCAAUUUGUCCACCGGUCUCGGUCUUAUCCUCCGUCCCACGCUCGGUGGCCACACAAUGACUCUUGGUGUGUCCGCUACCGGGAACUCCGCAGAGGUUUGCUUCUGCUCUUGCUGCGGGGCGAAGAUUAUGCCCUACUUCUCUGACAACGCUGUCGUGUCUCAAAACAAGAUCAACCAGCUCAUCAGUGAGAGCUUCUUGACUGUUAAAGGUGCCGCCCUCUUCCUGCCCCGGGGAAAUGGCUCCUCCCCUUCCUCUGACUCUCGCAUCAGCCAGAGAAGCAAACACACAGGUGACCUCCAGCAGCACCUGCAGGUCAUGUUCACCGUGUUGCGUCCCGAGGACAACAUCCGCCUGGCGGUGCGUCUGGAGAGCGCCUACCCCCAGAGCACGCGCUACAUGGUGGUGGUCUCCACCAAUGGGAGACAGGAUACAGAGGAGAGCGUGGUGCUCGGGGUAGACUUUGCCACCUCUGAUUGCUCGUGUUCUGUUGGCUUGGUUCUGCCUCUCUGGAGUGACACUCUGAUACACUUGGAUGGAGAUGGGGGCUUCAGUGUGUCCACUGUCAACAGGGUCCAUGUCUUCAAGCCUGUCUCCGUGCAGGCUAUGUGGUCGGCCCUGCAGUCGCUCCACAAGGCGUGCGAGGUGGCACGUUGCCAGAACUACUACCCCGGCAGUUUGUUCCUGACGUGGGUGAGCUACUACCAGAGCAGCGUGUCGUCUGACCAGCUGUGCAUCAACGAAUGGAACGCCAUGCAGGAUGUCCAGUCCCACCGCGCUGACUCUCCCGUCCUCUUCACCGAUGUGCCCACUGAGAGGGAACGCACAGAGAGGCUCAUCAAGACACGCCUCAGGGAGAUCAUGAUGCAGAAAGACCUGGAGAAUGUCACGUCCAAGGAGAUCCGCACCGAGCUGGAGAUGCAGAUGGGGUGCAACCUGCGGGAGUUCAAGGAGUUCAUCGACAACGAGAUGAUCGUCAUCCUGGGCCAGAUGGACAGUCCCACCAAGAUCUUUGACCACGUCUUCCUGGGGUCAGAGUGGAAUGCAUCCAACCUGGAGGAGCUGCAGAACAGCGGGGUGCGCUACAUCCUGAACGUAACUCGUGAGAUCGACAACUUCUUCCCGGGCCUGUUCGAGUACCACAACAUCCGCGUGUACGACGAGGAGGCCACCAACCUGCUGGAGUACUGGAACGACACCUUCAAGUUCAUCUCCAAGGCCAAGAAAGCGGGUGCCAAGUGUCUGGUCCACUGUAAGAUGGGCGUGAGCCGCUCCGCCUCCACCGUGAUCGCCUACGCCAUGAAGGAGUACGGCUGGGACCUGGACACGGCCUUCGACUACGUCAAGGAGCGCCGUGCCGUCACCAAGCCCAACCCCUCCUUCAUGAGGCAGCUGGAGGAGUACCAGGGCAUCCUGCUGGCCAGCAAACAGAGACACAACAAACUGUGGCGCUCCCGCUCCGACAGCGACCUAUCAGAGCGGCACCAGCGGUUUUGCAAGCCCGCCCCCGAUGCGCUGGGCCACUCCCACCCCGAGAACAACAACAACAACGCCCCGCCCUCCCUGCAUCACUUCCUGGGCGCGGCCGUGUUGCAGGCCUUAAGGGCCGACCCACAGGAUUCCAGCUCGCCGCCCUCAGACACGCCCUCAGACGCUGCGGAACGCGCACACGCGCGCGCCCGCUUGCACGCCUCCUGCCCGCCUGUCUCCAACGGUCACGGGGAGCUCCGGGGGCGUGUCCGCUCUCAGGACCCCGUCCUCCCUCCCCGGCCCAGGCCUCGGGCGGCCACGGUAGUGCCUGAGGAGAGGCGAGACACUGCCUCCCUGAAGGCAACCCUGGCCCUGCCCCUGGUCACCCCUCACCCUCCUCGGGACCUCCACAUCCUGCCCCCCUCCACCCAGACGCCUCCAAGGCCCGCCAGCCCCCCCCCGCCUGAGCACAAGGGCCUCCCCGCGGGGCUGUCCCUGGAUCUGCCCGACCCCAGCAGCUCAGAGGAGACGUCCAGCGAAGCGGAGACGCCAGCUAGCUCUCUGUCAGAGCUGGUCAGCGACAGGCUGGACAGUACCGGGUUUGUCCCCAUGGCGGUCAGUCCUCUCAGCCCUACAGCCACGCCCCUCGAGGGCCCCUUCCCCAGCAACGACCACAACAACAACAACAACCCCAGCAGCCCGGCCCAGGCAGGCGGCCUCCUGGACAGCCCCACAGACGGCUCUUCCAGCCUCAGCACCGACAGCAUCGACUUCGUCAGCGCCAGAGAGAAGUUCCUGGGCCUGUCCCAGGACGACAGGACGCGCUCACUAUCUGAACAGGGUCCUCAGCGGACAGCGCCGUCCUCGGAGGAGCCCAGUCCAGAGGAGGACCCUGAGCAGGGGAAGAUCUCUCCUCAUGCUGAAGGCGGUGUGGACAGACCCACCCAGGACAAAUCCUCACACCUUCAUCUUAAUCACAGUCAUCUCCAUGACAACGGAGUGUCUGUCCGCCACAUCGUCACGGAGAUCGAGUCCAUAUCCCACCCGCCCCCCCGCAGCCCCCAGCAGCCUCGCCCGGACCACGGGGAAGAGGACCAGGAGACGGGCGAGGUCACACGGGGGUCGCUGACCCCUCCCUCCUACCCACAAUCCCCCUCCACCCCGCCCCCGGACUGGCCGGUGGGCUCGGUGCGCCGGGUGACCAAGCAGCUGGAGCGAAGGCUGAGGCAGGAACUGGACGCGCCGGCACUUCCUGCCCAGCGCUCGCCUGAGCAGCCCCCUCCCCAAUCCCUGCUGUGCCCAGCAGGAGGCGACCUGCGCUCUCCUCUGCCCUCCCCCAGUGCCGAGGCGCCCCCGCCGGCCCGCUCGCCCCCGCCGUUCCCCAGCGUCCCUGCUCACACACCCAACACGGACUGCCCGUCCAGCCUCCGUGCCAACUGCCCCGACCUCCUCCUCCUCCCCUGCCCCUCUCAGCCCACUCUGCCCAUCUCCACCGGAGCCACCCAUGGCACUCAGCCGUGCCCCAGCCAGCCGUCUCCCCCCAGAGAUGGAGAGGCGUCGGACACAGACUCCAAGAGAGGCCUGAGCGGCUUCUCAGACAUGGACACCCUCCCUGAUCCUCACCCGGAGCCUUCGCCCGUCAUCCUCCGGCCAUCCCUGGAUCCCCACCCCAAGCCCCUGGCCUCCCCAGGGGCCCUGCUGUGGCUGGAGGGGGUGACGUUCCUGGACUCUGAGACUGACCCGGACCCUCCCUGCGACCCCCUGGCCAGACUGGCACCCAGCAGCCGAGAGCUGGAGAGGAUCCAGGAGACUCUGAGGGAGCUGCAGGCCUUCCUCUACGAGGCUGGGGGUCAGGCGGGGGUCGCGGAGAGCCUGGAGCAGGACUUGGUGCAGGCCGAAAGGGCCCAGGCGAUGGGGCCGGACACUGAGCGGGAGCUGGGUCAGGGUCCUGGUCCGAGGCGGCCCCCCAGGGAGACCCCGGUGUGGCAGAGAGCCAUGGAGAUCGAGGCUCGGAUCCGCCAGGCGGGCCUCACGCCCCCCUCCCUGAUGAAGCGCUCCGCCUCCCUGGCCAAGCUGGACUGCCUGGAGCUCUCCACCAACGACCUGAGCGACUGGGAGCUCUGCCCCGCCCCUUACAUCCACCCCUGCUCCUCUGUAGCCCCUCAGGACCCCCCCUCCGUGACCCACCCCCACCCCAGCCCCGACGACGUGUGGAAGAAGCAGCGCGUGCUCUCCCGGAGCCCCCCCCGCAGCCUCAGGGGCCAGACUGUCAGGGCCGGGGGGGGGGGGGGCGGUGCAGCACCAGGGGGGGUUCCCUCACCCUCCCUCGCCCGUCCCCGACUCCUCUCAACCCUCUCCCCCCCCUCCCCAGCAGGGGGAAGGGGGGGAGGGAGGCUCCUCGCAGACCUCCCGUAGCGCCCCGGCGCCCGCCGUGAUGUCAGGGGGGCGCCAGCAGGGGAAGGGCCACCCGCCGCGGAGACUCCGCAAGGCCGCCGGCAAGAAACGCACUAACACUGCGCUCUACAACACCAUGUGACCUCACGGGCGCUAGCCUCUCUGCGUGUGUGUGUGUUUGAGAGCACGUUCACACGUGCAUGUGUUAUAUAUGCCCUAUAAUUAGGACUGCCUUGUAGUCACCUAGUGUAGUUAGAAGUGUUUGAUGGACGUAUCCCUGGAUGUUUGUAUUCCAAGCCUGUGGGUGUGAGUAUAAAUGUGGUCAUGUGUGUUAAGAUGAAUGGGUAAUACUGGAUGCUACGUAAGUAUACUGGAGUCACAUACUGUGUGUAUAUGUUUGUGUGUUCCGUCGUUCACCCCCCCCACACAGACACACAACCUGUUUAUGGUUUCUAAACAUUGUUUUAAGGUCAAAUGAGAGGGUUGUUUUCUGUAAACAUGCACUUUACUCUCUCGUUUAGAUUUGGUUUGUUUUCUGUUUUUAAAAUUCUUUUUUUAUUCAUAAAAUUCAUAUUGUUUGUACCCAGGGAGUGUUUUCUUUUGCACUGAAUCUUAGUUAGGCUGUCUGUCUGUGUGUAUAUACAGUAUACAUAUAUAGAUAUAUAUGUGUGUGUGUGUUCUGUUUUGUACAGAACUGUAAAGUUUUAUGUCCUUAUUCUUGUUCUGAACUGGACGAACAUAUGAUUUUUUAAUUCUGUGGUUAAGCUGUGACUGUUGAAUGAACUAAAUGGCAUACCUCCUGACUUGUAGGUGUAUGUGUUCAUUCUAAUAUACUGAAGACACUCA
This is a messenger RNA of Osmerus eperlanus (European smelt), 5076 nucleotides long. RefSeq names its product slingshot protein phosphatase 2a (gene ssh2a). Lineage: Eukaryota; Metazoa; Chordata; Actinopteri; Osmeriformes; Osmeridae. The record is from RefSeq and is a predicted model, not a curated record. Bases 424 to 4251 code for a protein of 1275 amino acids. The transcript has 14 exons. Gene Ontology annotation, molecular function: actin binding; protein tyrosine/serine/threonine phosphatase activity. Gene Ontology annotation, biological process: actin cytoskeleton organization; protein dephosphorylation; negative regulation of actin filament polymerization. Gene Ontology annotation, cellular component: cytoplasm.